AUGUCGCCCCCCUUCUCCCCCUCACUUCAUCUGCUGGCAGCGUGCGUGCUGGCGCUGCUGGCAGCAGCAGUGGCCAACGCAGGGGGCGUGGGGGGAGGCGGUCUCUUCGUGCCGCUUUUCAACCUGCUGCUAGGAUACGACGCCAAGUCCGCCACUGCCCUCUCCAAAGGUACCACCACAGCCAUCAUCAACCCUCUUCGUUCAACCCCGUCACCCCUCCCUAUACCCCUGUCCCUCCCCUCUCUCCACCCCCCCGGCCCCAUCUAUCCCCCACCCUCCCUCUCCCCACCCAACCUCCCAAUCCCCCUCCGCAUGUUCGGUCAUUUUGUUGGCCCCCAUUCUCUCCUCCAUACCCCACCCGCCAACCUCCCUUUUGUCUUGCUGUAUCUUCUCCCUCCCUACCCAAAACUCUCCCCAGCAAACCACGCCUUGACCCCAACUCGCUCUCGUCCAUCCCCUUUCCUCCCUGCGCUUGUGCUGUUUUUCCCUUCCAGCUAUUCCCCAUCUCCUCCCACUCCCCGCCUCCUCCCAAUACACCCCCAAUACCCAUCUCCUCCCAAUACCCAUUUCCUCCAAUACCCUUUUUCUGGCAGCCAUGAUCAUGGAUGCACACACACCCGCACGGACCCAUUCCCUCGGGCCCCCCCUCUCUCUCUUGCUCUCCCUCCCUCCGCCUUUUUCGUUCUCGUCGCCUCCUCCCCCACCCGCUUUCCUCUCCCCCUUCCAUCCACUCCCUCCCUCCUCCCCCCUUCCUCCUCCCCACUCCCUUCUCCCCCCUCCCUCCUCCCUCCACCCUCCACCCUCCUCCCCUUUCCCUUCUCCCCCAUCCCUCCUCCCCCCUCGCUCCUCUCCGCCCAUACACCUGUCACCACCAGGGGUGGCACGGUUGAUGCAGCCCAUGCUACUACUGGGCAUCAGCAUGGGCAUCACAUGCAACGUUGCAUGGCAGGGAAGGCGGCGCAGAGGGCAGUGGCAAUGAUGGUGACAGAGGCGCACAUGGCAGCAGUGUGCCUGCACGGCUCAUACGGCGCGCACCACACCACACCCCUCUCUCUCACCAUUCCCUGGCUGCUGGAGGCCCCAUCGUCUAUGGCCCAUCCUAGCCUGUCAGCAGCACCGCCAGGUGCACUGAUAGCAACUCACACGCUUCACCAACAACCACUGCCCAGUCAUGCCAAAGCCACACAGUCGUUCUGGUGGCCUGUGCUGGUAAGAGCAGCGUGCGCAUCUCAGCACCUUGGAGUCAGUGCCAAGGCUCGGGAGGAGAAGGAGCAGGAGGAGAGCCACGAGCCUCUGCUCUCAGCAUCACCAGCAGCAGCACUCGAAGCAGUGGCAUCCGUACCACCUGUCUCACCAGUACCACCAGCGCCACCAGCGUCAGCAGCAGCAGCACUGCAAGAACCAUCAGAGCGAGGGCCUGCAGCAGCAACACCAGCGGCAGCACCAGCAAUACGAGCACCGGGAGCAACAUCAGACGCAGCACAGUCAGGCCAGCAGCAUGCCGGUUCAGCUGUCACAACCACUGCUGGCAGCUUUGACAGUGGCGGCAGCGAUUGCAGUGGUGACAGCAGGGGAUGGUGGGAGCAGAAGCGUGUAUCAGGAGGGUGUGCUGUGCCACUGGAGUCCCCUGUCAGCGACGCCUGCUGCUCUGGGGUAGACCAACAACCUGGUGGUUGCUGUGUGCAUGCAGGCACAUGCUGCUGCCAUGCUGCGUGUGAGGAGGGGUACGCAGGGAGUGCUGAUUACGGAGGUGGGGAGUCCGAAACGGGCAAGGGCAAGCGCCACCGCACAUGGUCUGCAGGGCAUGUCUUGAAACCCUUUGUUUUCCGCUUUGCCUGUGGCGCCACCGCACGCCUGUCGGCCUGUGAUGUGGAGUGUGUGUGGGAGAUGGUAGCGGUGUGGUCUGCCUUUGUGGCGCUGCAAGUGGCCAAGACUCGCGUCGCUGCAUGCUCCGCUGUGUACUGGCUGCUAGACUUGCUCCAGCUUCCAGUCGCCCUGGUAGCCACAGCAGCAGUUUCUGCACGGAGGGACUUCGCCCCUUCCCUUCCUCACUCCCACUCCCACUGCCACCAGCAUCAUAGCACCCCUCCCUUACACACAACCUAUGCCCAUGAGCACCACCAACCCACUCCCACCUCCUGCUCCCCUUGCCAACCCUCCACAAACGCACCCACUCCCUCUCCUGCCUCCUCCCCCGUUUCUCCACUCCUCACAUCCCUCUCAACCCCUGGAUACUCCACCUUCCAUUCCCCACCGCCAUAUCCUCCUCACAUGCAAGCCGCCUGGAGCCAUGGCAGCAGCAUCGCCCACACCGCUUACACCCACACUCGCAGCAACAGCAGCGGCAGCAGCAGCAGCGUGUGGGGGGCAGGGGCCGGAGCGUGGGGGAGGGAGGUCUGGGUGUAUCCGCUGUCAGCGCUGCUCGCAGGGUGCAUGGGAGGCCUGCUGGGAGUGGGUGGAGGCAUGGUCAUGGGACCCGUGCUGCUGGAACUAGGCAUGCUGCCGCAGGUUUCCUCUGCUACAUCCUCAUUCAUAGUGCUCUUCUCCUCCUCCCUCUCAGUCCUCGAGUUCUACCUACUCGGUCGCAUCCCCAUCCCACCGGCGCUCCUCUUCUCUCUCAUAGCAGCGCUAGCAGCCCUGCUAGGCCUGUCCACCAUCCGAGCCCUGGUGGUGCGCUCCGGCCGCACGUCUCUCAUCGUGCUCUUCCUCUCGCUUGUGAUAGCAGCCAGUGCCGUGCUGCUAGGGGCGCUAGGGGUCAUGAGAAUACGCAGCGACUGGGAGUCGGGUGCACCGAUGGGCUUCAGACCGUUCUGUGGUGAAACCUGGUGA
Closterium sp. Naga37s-1 is the source of this 2829-nucleotide messenger RNA. Lineage: Eukaryota; Viridiplantae; Streptophyta; Zygnematophyceae; Desmidiales; Closteriaceae. The record is from the annotation of a GenBank genome assembly.